CUGUCGUCCGUUGCCUGCUCCAGCCUUCCAGCUCAGGCACCACCUGUCCGUUGCUCCGGGUUCCCGGUUCCCUGGCGCCUCCGCCGCACCCCCGUGAACGGUACUAAUCUCCACCGCAGCAGCUACAAGUUGCACCAGUACCAUAGCUCAGAGGACACUCACUCCCUCCACUAGCCACCACAGUGCACCACUCCAUGCAUGUAUGACAGCCAAAACGCAAUAAGAAACAGAGCUCAUCGUCCUGCCCAUCACUCACAACUUCCCUUGGCCUCUUCCAUGUCUGCUGCCGCCGCAGCUCCCGUGACCGCGAGCAGGCUUCUCUGCUAAUGCCGGGCGGGGUAGGGAUGCAUGGGAGGAAGCAGUAGUCUAGUCUAGCACCAGCAUCUUUGUGACUUGUGAGAGACUAAUUUGGACGCCAUUCUGCUUCUGCACAUUGUUGGUGUCCGGUCACCACUCACCAGCACCUGUCCCUCAGGCGGCUUUGCCGCUUUACAUCCAGCCCUCUGAAUUCCCCUGUACCCGAUCACCAAAGUUCCAUUCGCAGCUGCCGGUACGUACAGUCCCCGAUCACCAAAGCCGGAAAGCAAUCGCCAAAGGAGAUUGGCGUGUGCAGUACACAUUCUUAAUUUGAUCAACUUUUUGCUCCGCCGGUUCUUGCUGAUCGAUCCAGCAGUGUCGCUGAAGGAAUCGCCGUCUUCUUGGCCGGCAAUGGCGGCGGCUGGCCCGAGCUGCUUGCUGGCGUUGGUGUUCUUGGCGGUGCUGCUCCCGGGGGGCGCGCCGCUGCUGCAGGCCUCCCAGACGUGGACUCUGCUCAAGGUGCAGCAGCUGCUGGGCCGGCCGCCGGCGCUCCGGCACUGGCGCCGCACCACCGACUUCUGCGGCGGCGGCGGCACCGUCGCCCCCUCCGCCUCCGUCGUCUGCUACGGGGACACCGUCACGCAGCUCCACGUCGCGGGCGGCGCCCAGGGCGCUCCGCCGCUCCCGCUUAACUUUUCCCUUGGUGCACUGGUCACCACGCUGUCCAGGCUCCCCGACCUCAAGGUGCUCACGCUCUCCGGCCUCGGCCUCUGGGGCCCCCUGCCGGGGAAGCUGGAGCGGCUCGCCGGGCUGGAGAUCGUCAACAUGAGCCGCAACUACCUCUACGGGCCCAUCCCGAGGGGCCUCUCGCGGCUGCAGGGCCUGCAGACGCUCAUCCUCGACGACAACAUGAUCGGCGGCGAGGUGCCGGGCUGGGUCGGCACCGCGCUGCCGGCGCUGGCCGUGCUCAGCCUGCGGAACAACUCGCUGGCCGGCGCCGUGCCGGAGUCGCUCGGGAAGGCGCCGUCGCUGCGCUCGCUCGUGCUCGCCUCCAACAACCUCUCCGGGAACCUCCCCGACAUGCGCGGCCUCGCGAACCUCCAGGUGCUCGACGUCGGCGGCAACUCGCUCGGGCCGGCGUUCCCGAGGCUCGGGAGGAAGGUGGCGUCGGUGGUGCUGAGCCGGAACAAGUUCACCGGCGGCCUGCCCGCCGCCGAGCUCAGCUCCUUCUACCUGCUCGAGCAUCUGGACGUGUCGCUGAACCGCUUCGUCGGGCCGUUCCCGCCGGCGCUGCUGUCCCUGCCGUCGCUCCAGUACCUGAGCAUCGCCGGGAACAGGUUCACCGGGGCGCUCUCCGACAAGGUGCCCUGCGGCGACAACCUCCGGCUCGUCGACCUGUCGUCGAACCUCCUGAUGGGGAGCGUGCCGGCCUGCUUGAGGCCGGGCGGGAAGCCGGUGGCGGUGGUGCUCUCGUCGGAGAACUGUCUGGACAGGGGCGACGGCUCGCAGCACCCGUCGCCGUUCUGCCAGAACCAGGCACUGGCCGUGGGGAUAGUUCCUCGACACAAUGAAAAGAAGAAAGUUAGCCGGCACGCGGGCUUCAUCGCCGGCAUCGUGAUGGCGGUCGUCGUGGCUGUCUCGCUCGUCGGCGCCAUGGCCUUCUUCGCCAUCAAAAAAAUGACCAUGGAAGGGGCAAAGACGAGGCCCGCGGCGACAUUGAUGGAAGACCAUACUUCUACUUCGAGUGCCUACCCUUCCAAGCUGUUCGCCGAUGCACGUUACAUAUCACAGACAGUGAAGCUAGGAGCUUUGGGGAUCCCGCCAUAUAGAUCAUUUUCUUUGGUCGAACUCGAGGCGGCGACGAACAACUUUGCAAACUCUUGCCUGCUCGGGCAAGAUUCUUAUGGCGAGAUGUAUCUAGGGAAGCUAAGCAAUGGUGCCUCAGUGACAAUCAGGAGCCUAAAGGUUAAGAGGAACCAGAGCUCCCAAAGCUUCAACCGCCACAUCGAAACCAUAUCUCGGCUCAGGCAUCGGCACUUGGUCAGUGCUCUAGGGCACUGCUUUGAAUACGAUCUCGACGAUUCCACCGUAACCCAACUCUACCUCGUUUUCGAGUAUGUGCAAAACGGGAACUUGAGGAGCAGGAUUUCGCAAGGAACCGAAGGACGGAAGCUUACCUGGGGGCAGAGGAUAUCGGCCGCCAUCGGUGUCGCAAAGGGCAUCCAGUUCUUGCAUGGAGGGAUCAUACCUGGUCUAUUCGGGAAUAAUCUGAGGAUCAGCAACAUUCUUCUAGACCAGAACCAUGUCGCCAAAAUCGGCAGCUACAAUAUUCCAAUCCUAGGAGAGGCUGCAAAAUCUGAGGGAGGGGCUGGAAGCAGGCACCAAACUGACAGCACGAUGCUCGGCGACAAGAUCGACAUAUUUGAUUUCGGGGUGAUCCUGCUUGAGCUUGUGUCCGGAAAGCCGAUCACAUCCAUAUAUGAGGUGGAGAUCAUGAAGGAACUGCUGCUGUGGGCAAUGGCCGAGGAGGACAGGGCCAGGAGGAGGAGCUUCGUGGACCCCGCGGUGAGCAAGAGCUGUUCAGAGGAAUCACUGAGGACCGUCAUGGAGAUCUGCCUGAGGUGCCUUGCCAAGGAGGCGGUGCACCGGCCGUCGGUCGAGGACGUGCUCUGGAACCUCCAGUUCGCCACCCAGGUGCAGGAUGACUGGGAGGGGGAGAUCCGGAGCGGCGACGGCUCCCCGGUGUCGUCGUCCCGGACCGCCAGGUCGUCUAGAUUCAGCAGAUAGAUGAUAAUAAACCAGCUGUUUCUCCCGUCCAAAAUCAUCCAGCUCCCAGGAGGAUGGAUGAACAUGCAGCUGCCGGUGAUGAGUUAUCCUCGAGGAUGUGCACAUAAGGAGGCUCCAACUACUAUUGUUGUUUUUCUUCUCAGUGUAGAGCUCUUUUUCCCCUUUCAAUCCCUCUCUUGUUUCUCCUCUUUUUUCCCUUUCGAUCCCUCUCUUGUUUCUCUACCUGAAGCCUUCAUCUCAGAAGUCCUCUCUAUGCUAGUAAUAAUAAUGUCGGGCAGGCAUCUUUUCUUUCUCUA
Messenger RNA from Triticum aestivum (bread wheat), 3380 nucleotides. RefSeq names its product probable inactive leucine-rich repeat receptor-like protein kinase At3g03770. Lineage: Eukaryota; Viridiplantae; Streptophyta; Magnoliopsida; Poales; Poaceae. Bases 709 to 3084 code for a protein of 791 amino acids. Gene Ontology annotation, biological process: protein phosphorylation. Gene Ontology annotation, molecular function: protein kinase activity; protein binding; ATP binding. The record is from RefSeq and is a predicted model, not a curated record. The transcript has 8 exons.